CUAAGACAAACCAAGGCCACCACAAGUCUUCUUUGCCCUUUCUUUCAUCUUGGUUUUCUCUCCCCCCCCCCCCCCUCUCUCCCCCUCCAGCUCUUGUUUGCAUGAUUCAGUAUAUUACAACAAGUUAGCUUUAACCUUGUUGAGUGAAUGAUCAUCCAAGUCUUGGCUCAACUUGGUUAGGGAACUUGAUUUGGAGAGCGUGUGAGAGAGAUUGAGAUAGGAAAUGGAAAGGCCAAACUUUGUUGAGAAUGGAGGGCUCAGAUUGCCUAUUGGAUAUAGGUUUCAUCCAACGGAUGAAGAGCUUGUUGUUCAUUACCUGAAGCGAAAGGUCCUUGGUCUUCCAUUGCCAGCUGCUGUCAUUCCUGAGUUUGAUGUAUUCCAAACCGAUCCUUGGAGCUUGCCAGGUAAUUUGAAGGAAAAGAGGUACUUCUUUAGCCAAAAGAAGUUGAAUGACUUUGGAACAAAAUGCAAGAGAUCCGCUGGUUAUAUACCUUCUGGUUACUGGAAACCCGUUGGGAAAGGCAAGCAAAUUGUAGCUUCUGGUAGCAACCAAGCAGUUGGAAUAAGGAAAACGCUGGUUUUCAGAGAAAGAAAUCAUUCUAGUAAGACUAGAACUCAAUGGGUGAUGCAUGAAUAUUGCCUUGUAGGCUUGCCAACAGACCCCAAAACCACCCAGAUGAAAGUGGGAGAUUGGGUUGCUAACAGUAUAUUUCACAGGAAGAGGAAACCUAAAAACCAUGUGGUCAUGAUUUCCAACCCUUCAAACAUUAACAAGAGGCAAAAUGUCGAGAUUAUUAGUCCUAGUUUCAUGGAUUUUAUGAUGGAACAAAGCUCUGAUGAAGCUGGUGCUCCUUCACAAUGUUCAAGUGGAAUCACCGAGGUAUCUUCUAAUGAGUUUGAUCAGGAAGAAAUCAGUUCCUUCAUUAGCCUGUUUACUUAUCCUUGUAAGAGGAAGAGGACUUGAAAUUUCCUCCGCAGGGAACUCUGUAUCAGAUGAAUCAGAUAUUGUACGUGCAACAGUGAUCAGAAUGACUAAAAAUGAAAAGAAAAGGCAUUCAAUUUGUCCAUGGACUUUACACAUAUUCAGGCCUGUCUAUCUAAUUCAUGAAAUUGCUUGUGGUGUUA
Messenger RNA from Populus nigra (black poplar), 1125 nucleotides. Its product is annotated as NAC domain-containing protein 83-like. Lineage: Eukaryota; Viridiplantae; Streptophyta; Magnoliopsida; Malpighiales; Salicaceae. The record is from RefSeq and is a predicted model, not a curated record. Gene Ontology annotation, biological process: regulation of DNA-templated transcription. The coding region runs from base 224 to 964 and encodes 246 amino acids. The transcript is spliced from 3 exons. Gene Ontology annotation, molecular function: DNA binding.